CACAAUAUUUAUAUUUUUUAAUAAUAAACGUAUGCUUUUUCAGAGUUAGUUUAGAUCCAACGGUGCGAAUGAGCAUAUUCUCUGUGUUUGUGGGCGGCAUCUUCUUUAAGCUGCAAAGCACGUCCAUUAACCAAACCACUAUACAGCGUUUCAUGUCACUGCCGUCUCUUGCGGACAUAAAAAAAACACUUAUAACAUUUUCUAUGGGUCUAGUGCUGCUAUUCUUGGGGUGCGCCUAUGUAGGACUUGUGUGCUAUGCGACCUUUCACGACUGCGAUCCAAUGUCCACGGGUUUGGCUAAGCAACGGGAUCAGCUGGUUCCACUUCUGGUGAUGCAAGUGCUGGGAUUCAUUCCAGGCUUACCAGGUCUCUUUGUUUCGGCGGUUUUCAGUGCUGCCUUGAGCUCUCUAUCGACACUGCUGAACUCUCUGGCCGCAGUUAUCCUGGAGGACUUUGUAAAGCCGCGCAUGGUCAAGCCAAUGACGGAGCGAACUGUUGCCUUCACUAUGCGGGCAGUGGUGGUGGUCUUCGGCCUCAGUUCCAUUGGCCUCGUUUAUGUGGUGGAGAAGCUUGGCAUGGUCCUACAGCUCUCAGCUACACUUCAGUCGAGCUUGUAUGGUCCGAUGCUGGGAAUAUUUACAGUUGGAAUGCUGAUGCCUUGGGUGGGCGAGAAGAGCGUCUUUGUGGGCAGCAUUGCCUCAUUCUUAACGAUGGCUUGGAUUUGUGUUAAUGCCCAAAUUGCCAAUGUAACUGGAAGUUUUCGACACACCAAGCUACCGGUUUCGGUGGAGAACUGCAGUUAUGAGUUCGAUAUGGGGCGCUAUCUGAAUUCGUCCAUUGAAUAUGAACCAACGAGUGGAUCUUCCAUUUAUCAUAUCUCUUUUCUGUGGUACACUACAUUGGGCGCCUCACUUGCUAUUAUUUUAUCCAAUAUGGCCACAUUGGUAUUUGGACGACAGAAUGUGGCAGAAGUUGAUGAGAAUCUGCUGGCGCCCUUUGUGCAGAGAUAUAUCAAACGGCAUAGGCUCCAAGAAUAUGAGAUAGUAGGGCUGAAGAAGCAGGAGAAAUCGAAGAGUAACAAACAAAACUCUGACUAAGGAGGCUUCCCAAUGGUGACAUACUUACUAUGUGCUUACAUGGGUACCGCUAUAGAGGUGUAAUUAUUAUCAAAUAAAUAAAUAAUAAAUAAACGUCGUCAUCAAACAAA
Messenger RNA from Scaptodrosophila lebanonensis, 1207 nucleotides. RefSeq names its product sodium-coupled monocarboxylate transporter 2-like. Bases 69 to 1097 code for a protein of 342 amino acids. The record is from RefSeq and is a predicted model, not a curated record. Gene Ontology annotation, biological process: sodium ion transport; transmembrane transport. Gene Ontology annotation, cellular component: membrane. The transcript is spliced from 4 exons. Gene Ontology annotation, molecular function: symporter activity. NCBI's taxonomy places the organism in Eukaryota, Metazoa, Arthropoda, Insecta, Diptera, Drosophilidae.